This is a messenger RNA of Phytophthora nicotianae INRA-310, 1415 nucleotides long. RefSeq lists its product as hypothetical. NCBI's taxonomy places the organism in Eukaryota, Oomycota, Peronosporomycetes, Peronosporales, Peronosporaceae. Gene Ontology annotation, molecular function: transcription coactivator activity; chromatin DNA binding. Gene Ontology annotation, biological process: positive regulation of DNA-templated transcription. Gene Ontology annotation, cellular component: nucleus. The transcript has 4 exons. Bases 231 to 857 code for a protein of 208 amino acids. The record is from RefSeq and is a predicted model, not a curated record.
GAUGGUGUGACGCUACUCGAACGUACGCUUGGACAGCACGACGUCCCCCGUGAAGUUGCGGCAAUGGAUCGUGAGCGACCCCGCUGUAAACUCGAAGUGAAUUCCUGCCAGAUUCGCGGGGAGAUCCACCUCCACUCCUUCGUAUGACACCAAUGGCAUCUUUGAUCCACAACGCAAAAGUGACGACUGUUUCGUAGUUUUUUGGCGCCAAAAAACAGUGUGCGAACUUAAUGUUCUUAAGUUCGCACCACGAGUGUUCUUUGUCGAUGAGCAUCAACGUGCAGCUCCACGAGGGAGUCGUGCCGUAUCUCGUGUCUCCGUAUGAGAAAUUCUUCUUCCUGAUUCACCACGUGAAGCUCACGGUCGAGAGCGGCAACGGCUAUCCUGGACAAGGUGGCUGCUUCUACGGCGGCGAAGGACGCUGCUACGUCUCGCAGUACCGCCUCGUAUUCGUAGCGGACGCAGCUCGAGGGAAUGCUGCUUACCAGUCAUUUUCGCUGCCGUUCUACGGCAUCCGCGACUGGAGUUUUGACGUGAGCAUAUUCGGUGCAAAGAGCUGGAAGGGUUACGUGAACCGUGUUCCAGGUGGAGGGUUGGUCGGGAUUGGGAAAUUUACAAUGGAAUUCCUGAGUUAUGGCUUUGACGAGUUCCGCAAUCACGUGCUCCCGUUACUGGAGAACUCAAGAUCCCUACAUCGUCGGUUCCGCGACCUGUCGACCCCAUCCGUUCUGUUGUUACCAGGGAAGCUAGAAGGGCGCGGUGACGGUGAUUCACGCCGCCUUGCAUACUAUUCUGCAGAUGACCCCAUGACUCUGUUUGUUGUUGACAAAGCUCCUGCAAGUGCGGAAGGCCAUUGAUCGACGCCAUUGCAUAUAAAUUCGUAUUUGACGUAUUUUUCUUGAUUUUUGAACCUAACAACUGUGGUGGCAUGAACCGCCACAACGAAUCCACUAGGUCGUCUGCGACUUACACUGUGAAUGCAAGUACAUUUUUUUUGCGUUGGGACUAUGAUUCAGAGUGUGGCGGUAACAUUCUCCAACCGAAAUUGGCGUAAUGCUAAUUCCGCCCGAAGUUACUACGGUAUUACUCCAACAUGAAUUUGCGGUGUAGCUGUGGGAACUGGACCAACUGAGAGACUAGUUUCUAUAAAACCUAGCUUUUUAUGCCGUCCAAUACUCUGAAUAUUUUAGCUAGCAUGCUGCAGAGGCAUCGACUAUUCCAGUUUUCAUUUAUAUCCUACAUCACAUGUUGGAUUUGCUCAACUGAAAAAGUGUUUAAAUAACGCCUAAAUAUCCGCUACGUAGGCUUACUUGUGUGCAAAUCGGGCGUCGAUAGAGACAGAAAUUGCCACAGAUUCAUCUUCAGAUCUCAUUCUGAUACUCUUCCUGAUGCCACAAAAGCCAUUCCAGCAGCGG